AUGUUGGGUGUGGCCAACACGUGUGCUGAGCUGAAGAGGAUGAGUGUUAGAGGUGUUUGGGUGAUUGGUACCAGUUCACCAAAAGGAACAGAUACUGGAGACACUACCAGUAGCAUUAACAAAGUUAAGACAGAAGGAACAGUUCUAUUUUCAAGACGUUUUCCAACAGUAGAGCAGCGAGCUAAGAGAUCAUGCAAGGAUUGCUCUUCUCUUUAUUGUCCGAUACCGUUAGACAGUGAUUUUUGUGAGGAUAUUAUGUUACGUUGCUCCACUAUUAAAGAAGAAUUUAUUGAUGAGCGUGAUAGUGUUAGUAAUGAUAUUCAAUGGCCAGUUUAUUCAUGUGGUUCUCUUUGGCCUGCUGUAUGUUUAAGAAAGAAGGAUUUAUUGUAUGUUGCUGUAUGUUACUAUGAUCCUAUCAACAAUGAGAGACCACCACUCAUCAUGAUGCCCAGUGUUGCAGCUGCUGUGUCAUUAUUGGAGGGAAUGAUGGAGGUACUUAGUUCAGCUGUUAAACUUGAGACCAGUUCACCACAGUUAGCUGAAUUAUAUCAGUACCUCUGUCUGGCUGCUCCUUUUGGCACACCUAAUGAAACUAAUCCUUCUAACUUGAAAUUCCAGAUCCAGUUUAGGAAAGGGGUGGCUAUGCCAAAGGAAAAGAUUCCUUCAUGGAGACCAGCUGUGUAUAAAGGAAGCUCAAAACUUAAUGUUAGAAUAAAAGAAGAAGUUAGGGCUGUCCAGUAUGAUAAGGAAGACAUUGAAGACAUAUGUCAAUUGUAUGGAUCAGUAUUAUGCAAGGCAGAACUUGAGGGUCACCCUGACAUAGUAUUAAACUUGACCACACCUCCUGACUCCUCCCAUCUCGAUCACUUAACUGUUCAUUCUUGUGUGCAGUCAUCUGAUGCUGAGCCAGUACUAGCUGAUACUACUAAUAGACACACUGACACUCCUCAUUAUUCAAGGAGUGUCAGGUUCUCGGCUCCUUUGGAGACAUUCACAUUGUGUCAUUAUCAACAGUCACCAGCUUUGAUACCAAUAAGAGGAUUCUAUCAAAUGAAGGGUGAUAGAACUAUUGAGCUACUCGUUCAAUUGAAGCUACACGAAACAAUUAGGAACAACUUUGAGUACUGUGAAGUAGUGAUUCCUUUUUUUAACAGAGGAACUAUUGAGAAGAUUGAUAACAUAUCACCAACAUCAGUUAGUCUGUGCAUUGGUCCUGAUAAUAAGAGUCUAGUGUGGAAUAUUGGACGAGAAGUUCCCGGUAAAGUCACUGGAAGUGUCCCUCAGUGUUACUGUGACAUUCACUGA
Amphimedon queenslandica is the source of this 1305-nucleotide messenger RNA. Its product is annotated as AP-5 complex subunit mu-1-like. The transcript is spliced from 10 exons. Gene Ontology annotation, cellular component: lysosome; AP-type membrane coat adaptor complex; late endosome. NCBI's taxonomy places the organism in Eukaryota, Metazoa, Porifera, Demospongiae, Haplosclerida, Niphatidae. Gene Ontology annotation, biological process: endosomal transport. The record is from RefSeq and is a predicted model, not a curated record. The coding region runs from base 1 to 1305 and encodes 434 amino acids.